AUAUGUAAGGACUAGGAGGCACAUCUAUAACAAAACAUCUGCACAAAUAGACGAUCUUUGGUUUGUGCGUAGCUCCGGACGACGUGGCGGCGUAACCACCGUAACCACCCGCUAGCUUCGCCUGCGUCUCUGCUGCCUCUGUAGCAUCCAGCAUCAGUUAGCGCUAAUAGCAGCUAAAGCAAAAGGUUUGGGUCGUUUUGUGUGACUUGGAAAAUCCCCCCCAGCUGCUGCCAAAAUGAUUUCUCUCACGGAUUCACAAAAGAUUGGGAUGGGGCUGACAGGGUUUGGUGUGUUUUUUCUCUUCUUCGGGAUGAUGCUGUUUUUUGAUAAGGCUCUCCUCGCCAUUGGAAAUAUUCUGUUUGUGUCAGGCCUGUCAUUCGUCAUCGGCCUGGAGCGAACGUUCAGGUUCUUCUUCCAGAGACACAAAUUUAAAGCCACAAGCUUCUUUCUAGGAGGAGUUUUUGUGGUUCUGAUCGGCUGGCCGAUCAUUGGUGUUGUUCUAGAGAUCUACGGUUUCUUCCUCUUAUUCAGAGGAUUCUUCCCAGUCGCUGUUGGAUUCAUCAGACGAGUUCCUGUGCUCGGAUCUCUGCUUAGCUUACCAGGAAUCAGUGCACUGGUGGAUAAAAUUGGUGAGAGCAACACGAUGGUAUAACAGCGGGCUAUUUUCCUGUGGAAGGAGAGUUUCUGUAUUUAUCACAUUUCCUAACAGUGACUGUAUAUUUCAUUAUUUUGUUCAUUAACACUCCAAAACUGUGAAGUGUUUUUUUUCCUGCGUAUCAGUGGACAAUUGACUGACAUCAUGAUAUUUGUUACCAAGAGAUUUUUUUACAUUAUUUUAAGAGCUGGAAGCCGGUCUCCCAUUUUGUAUGAUUCUAGUCUGGUAUUUAUGGACUGAUAACUGUGGACCACUGGUUUAAUUCUCCAGAGAGUCAGGAGAGCCUCACAGCAUCCACUCCUCCAGAUCAUGUGCCUGAACAUUCACUGAGUUCCUCGAUGAGGUGUUACUGAAAUUUUGUACAUGAAGACUAAAUGUCUAAAUGCUGAGAUAAAUGUUACUUUGGCAAAGAAACCUGAACUGUUGUGAAAAAGAGAGAGACAUUAUUGCGAUGUUUUACUGUAACUUUUGUAAGUGCAUACUUGAAUUAAAGUGUGGCUUUUUA
Molecule: messenger RNA, 1160 nt
Organism: Labrus mixtus (cuckoo wrasse)
Lineage: Eukaryota; Metazoa; Chordata; Actinopteri; Labriformes; Labridae
Gene: golt1bb
Product: golgi transport 1Bb
Exons: 5
Coding region: 236-652 (138 amino acids)
Biological process (GO): endoplasmic reticulum to Golgi vesicle-mediated transport; retrograde transport, endosome to Golgi
Cellular component (GO): membrane; endoplasmic reticulum
Source: RefSeq, a predicted model, not a curated record